AUGUGCCCAUAUGCAACUAUCUUACCACUGCGCCUAGGAAUCCUGUGGCUGGCGCUCAGUAUCACUGGACGUACGAGCUGGCGCCGGUUGCCCCUUGAUUUCUUGGCUUUCUUCAAGGCUGGGUCACGGCUAUCGCAUGUUGGCACUGAAAUUCAGGGACGCCUACUGCAGAACUGCCCUUCCUAUACACCACAGAAUUGGCAUGGAACACUUCUUGUCUUCGCCGCUUUGUUCCUGCCAUUGCUAAUCAACAUAUUUGCCCGACGUCUUCUGGCACCAGUCGAAGUGCUGUCAGGAGUCAUCCAUAUCCUCUCUUAUCCAGCAAUUAUGGUUGUCAUGGUCGUGUUAGGACAGCGCCACACAAAUGAGUUUGUAUGGACUGAGUUUGUCACCGAUCAGAGUGAAUGGCACAAAAAAGGGGUAAUCUUUUCCAUUGGCUUGCUGACGGCGGCCUUCACUUUGAGUAGCUUUGAUGGCGUGAUUCACAUGUCGGAGGAAGUCAACAAUGCGCCUAGAGCCGUGUCCCGUGCGAUGGUUUGGGGAAUGGUCCUGAAUCUUGACAUGCUGAAAGUCAUAAUCUGGGUCAAGAAAGCAGCAAUUGACCGUAAGAAAUGGCAGGGCCACGGCUUCUAG
Messenger RNA from Aspergillus heteromorphus CBS 117.55, 633 nucleotides. RefSeq lists its product as uncharacterized. Lineage: Eukaryota; Fungi; Ascomycota; Eurotiomycetes; Eurotiales; Aspergillaceae. Gene Ontology annotation, cellular component: membrane. The transcript has 5 exons. Bases 1 to 633 code for a protein of 210 amino acids. The record is from RefSeq and is a predicted model, not a curated record. Gene Ontology annotation, biological process: transmembrane transport. Gene Ontology annotation, molecular function: transmembrane transporter activity.